AUGGCAGGGGAGAGCUUCCCUUUCACGUCCUCCACACUGCGAGCUCUCCGCCUACAGAGAGAGUGGCUGGAAUGGGAGGACAGGAGGCGGGCUGCCGCUCGGCAGUGUCGAAGCCAGAGGUACCUCUCUAGUCCCCGGGCAAGGCUCACGAGGCCGCGCCGCUCCUGCCGAGACCCAGCUGUCCACAAUGCCCUGUUCUCUGGGGACCUACAGCAGGUUCAAAUCCUGUUCCAAGACGAAGAGGCUGCCAACAUGAUUGUGGAGACAGUGAGCAACCAGCUGGCCUGGUCAGCAGAACAGGGAUUCUGGGUGCUGACUCCAAAGACCAAGCACACAGCACCUCUUACCAUCGCUGUGGCCAGAGGCUACAUAGACUGCGCCCGGCAUCUUAUUCUGCAGGGGGCUGACCUCGAUGCCAGGAUUGGAGGUCGUGCUGCCUUGCACGAGGCCUGUGCUCAAACCCAACCCGACUGUGUUCGGCUGCUGCUCACGUUUGGUGCCAAGGCUAAUGUGCUGUCUGAGGAGGGUAUGACCCCCUUGCACCUGUGCACAGCUCCUGAGUCUUUGCAGUGUGCCAAGUUGCUGCUAGAGGCUGGAGCAUCUGUAAAUGAGGCAUCACGAGAGAGCGAAGUCACGCCCCUGCAUGUGGCUGCAGCUCGCGGCCUAGAGCAACACGUGGCUCUCUACCUGGGGAAUGGCGCAGACGUGAGCCUGCGCACCAGUCAGGGCGAGACUGCACUGAAUGCAGCCUGUGCUGGCGCAGAGGGGCCAGGUAGCUGCCGAAAGCACGAGGCAGCAGUGCGACGUCUCUUGGAAGCCGGGGCUGAUCCCAGGGCUGCCGGUCGGAAGCGCCACACACCACUGCACAACGCCUGUGCUAACGGCUGCGGAGGCCUGGCCGUGCUGCUGCUGCGCCACGGAGCCAGAGUUGGUGUCACCAAUGGGGCUGGCCACACACCCAUGGACUGCGCGCUGCAGGCGGUACAGGAUGCCCCCAACUGGGAGCCCGAGGUCCUCUUUGCAGCACUGCUGGACUAUGGGGCCCCGCCCGUUCACCCUGAGAUGCUGAAACACUGCGCCAACUUUCCUCGGGCCCUGGAAGUCCUCCUUAAUGCCUAUCCAUGUGUUCCGUCCUGCGACAGCUGGGUGGACGCAGUGCUCCCGGAACUGUGGCAGGAACACGAAGCCUUCUACAGAUCAGCCCUAAGCAUGGAAAACCAGCCAAGACGGCUGCAGCACCUGGCCCGCCUGGCUGUUCGUGCUCAGUUGGGUAGCAACUGUCGGCAGGCAGCCACCCAACUCCCAUUGCCCCCACUGCUCAGAGACUACCUGCUGCUGUGUGUGGAGGGGCAAAUCCGGUGAGCUCCGAGUGGGCCACUUCUACUUCCAUCGAUCCUAUGACCGGCGCCGAAAAACCAACUGCCCCUUCCUUUGCUCUUUGCCUGCCUCCAGGACCAGUUUGUCCCUCCUGCUGAUCUUCAGGUCAUCUCAGCCUGUCCCCAACCCUCCACUCCUGUGCUUACGUAGGUAGAUGGCCUCUUUAUCUCCCCAAGCUACAAAUGGUCCACGGUGCACUCUCCCCUUGCCACCCAUA
Microtus ochrogaster (prairie vole) is the source of this 1594-nucleotide messenger RNA. RefSeq names its product ankyrin repeat and SOCS box containing 16 (gene Asb16). Gene Ontology annotation, molecular function: protein binding. Gene Ontology annotation, biological process: positive regulation of protein catabolic process; protein ubiquitination; intracellular signal transduction. The record is from RefSeq and is a predicted model, not a curated record. Lineage: Eukaryota; Metazoa; Chordata; Mammalia; Rodentia; Cricetidae.